CAAUCGUUUGCCAGCUGGCUCGUUUGACGUCAGUGAGGUCGAUUUGACUGGCGCUCAGUGCAGCUCUUGACGAUCAUCACGCAGCUACGAACCAUGGCGUCCGACGAAGCGAAACCCGUGUUGACCAAGGAGGAGAAGGCGGUUAAGAAGGCAGCCAAGCUGGCCAAGAAGCUGGCCAAGGAGCAGGCGAAGGCCGAGGCUGAGGGAUCCGACUCGAGCGUCAAGAAGGAGAAAAAGCACAAGAAGGAAAAGAAAGAGAAGAAAAGUAAGAAGCGCAGUCGCGAGGCCGACGAUGACAACGACGAGACGGACCCGGCCGAGGACACGGCCGAGAGUGAGGUGGAGGCCCCUGCUACCAAGAAGGUCAAAAGCGAGAAUGCCACCCACGUGGGUGGAGAGGAGAACCCGUCGCUCGACAACUUCCGCAUUUGCGAUGAAACCAAGAAGAACCUUCAGGCCCGUGGCAUUCACACACUUUUCCCCAUUCAGGCCAUGACGUUCGAUAAGAUUUUGGACGGAAAGGACCUUAUGGGCCGCGCUCGUACGGGUAUGGGCAAGACUCUGGCCUUCGUGUUGCCCGUGAUUGAGCUGCUGCUCAAGGACAAGCGACCGCGCUCGCGUGGCCGUGCUCCUCGCGUUGUGUGCAUGGCCCCCACGCGUGAGUUGGCCAAACAGGUGGCCUCAGAGUUCGAGUUGACGGGCCCUUCGCUCAGUACAGUCUGCAUCUACGGCGGUGCCUCGUACCAGUCGCAGAACAAUGCAUUCCGUAGCGGUGUGGACAUUCUGGUGGGUACGACUGGCCGUGUCAUUGACCACAUCGACCGUGGCAACCUUCGUCUGCACAACUGCGAGUUUCUCAUCCUAGAUGAAGCCGAUACCAUGCUGGAAAUGGGAUUCCGUGAGGACGUGCAGAAGGUCUUUACGGCUAUGGAUCAGGUGAAGAACGAGAGCACCGGAAAGCGUCAAACGCUGUUGUUCUCUGCUACGAUCCCCAAGUGGGUAAAGGACGUUGCCGAUAAGUACAUGAAGAAGGCCGAGUACGUCAACCUGGUCAAGGACUCGGACGACCAGGCGUCCACUGAUGUGCAACAUAUUGCCAUCCCAUGCCACUGGCAGGGCCGGCCGACGUUGCUGGCCAACCUGCUCGGUGUGUAUGCUAAAAAGGACUCUCGUACUAUUAUCUUCGCUGAAACCAAGAAGGACUGUAACGAGCUUGCUGUGCACCCCGAGAUCAAGACUGACUGCCAGGUGCUGCACGGUGACAUUGCUCAGGAGCAGCGUGAGACGACCAUGAAGGCUUUCCGUGAGGGCCGUCUGCGUCUGCUCAUUGCUACGGAUGUGGCCGCGCGUGGCCUGGACAUGAAUGUCGACCUUGUGAUCAAUUCGGAACCUCCUCGCAAGAUGACGGGUAUGGCUGACGUCGACACGUACGUGCACCGUUCCGGCCGUACGGGCCGUGCUGGUAAGAAAGGUAUCUGUAUCACUCUGUACACGAACCGCCAGCGUGACCAGCUGAACCAGAUCGAGCGCAAGAUCGGCAACAAGUUCAUCAUGAAGGGCCCACCAGACCAGGAAGACUUGAUCAAGGCAUCGGCAGAGAAGGCCUUGAAGGAGAUUGACAAUGUGGAUCCGGCCAUGGUUGAGAUCUUCCAAGAAAAGGCGAGUGAGCUGCUCGAGACGAUGGAGCCUGAGAAGUGUCUGGCUGCUGCGCUCGCCUGCAUUACGGGCCACACGAAGCCUCCUCGUCGCACUUCGCUCAUGUCUGGUGUCCCCGACUACGUGACUGUGUUGUUCACGAGCUCCAACUUCAUCCGUGCUAAGGGCUACGUAUGGAACGCUGUGAACCGUGACAUUCCGGAAGAUAUCGCGAAAGACAUUAAGCAGAUGACUCUGACUGAAGACUCGAUGGGCGCUUGCUUUGAUCUCCCCAUUGCCGGUCUGGAACUUUUGGAGAAGCAGAUCGAGGAAGGAGGCAUGAACUGUCCGUACUCGAUCCCGAAGACGCUACCGAAGCUGCAGCAGUCAGCGUACCAGAUGCGUCAACAGAGCUACGGUGGCCGCGGUGGUGGCCGUGGUGCAGGCCGUGGCUAUGGAGGUGGCCGCGGAGGCCGAGGCCGUGGAGGUGGCGGCCGUGGACGCCGGUACUAAAAUGCUUCAAGCAACAACCUCGAAUGAGCACAAGAACCAAGUGCUUGGCGAGGUAGUUAGAUAGGUUAUCCCAACUCCCUAACGUUAAAUAUUGUAUAGAGGUUUGCCAUUCAACAUCAUAUUAUUCCAGUCGUAACAACACGAAUCGAGCCAAGCUUCAGCGAGUUACCCACUAUCC
Molecule: messenger RNA, 2326 nt
Organism: Phytophthora nicotianae INRA-310
Lineage: Eukaryota; Oomycota; Peronosporomycetes; Peronosporales; Peronosporaceae
Exons: 1
Coding region: 94-2148 (684 amino acids)
Molecular function (GO): RNA helicase activity; RNA binding; ATP binding
Source: RefSeq, a predicted model, not a curated record